This is a messenger RNA of Pecten maximus, 1422 nucleotides long. RefSeq lists its product as uncharacterized. Lineage: Eukaryota; Metazoa; Mollusca; Bivalvia; Pectinida; Pectinidae. The coding region runs from base 650 to 1165 and encodes 171 amino acids. The transcript is spliced from 3 exons. The record is from RefSeq and is a predicted model, not a curated record.
CACCAAAAAUGACAACUCGCUUAAUUCGAACACACGGAUAACUCGAAGUUUUCUCGUGGUCCCGUCGAGUUCGAGUUAACGAAGUUCCACUGUACAUAAUUGCUAUUGUGACAUCAUUUAACUGUCAUUAAUUAUUGUUGUUAAGAACGAGACGAAAAUGACUUUUGAAAACGUUUUACUUAUUAAAUGUAGUGCUGAUAGAAAGUGAACAACUUUAAUUUUGAUAAAUUAUCAAAUGUCUUUUUCACACAAAACAUGUGAAUCAUAUAUUACUUUAAACGAACACAAGAUCACCUACUUAAGACACGAUUAAGGAUUAUGAUAUUAAUUUUUUAUUUUUCUUCAUAGUUUGUUUCAUAAUGCUUCAAUUGCAUCUACUGUUUACUUGUAACAUGCGACAUUAUUACAAGAAAAUAUCACUAUUUCGGUUAUCUAAUUUUGAAACUUUAUGUUUUUAGCCAACGCAGAUCUAGAUUAAAGUGUAGGAUCAGCUGCUCCUAAAUCUACACAAGACGAAACUGAAACAGAUCGCUUCAAAUGGUCACAUGAGGCCAUACUGCUGCUGAUUGACCAAAAACAGAGAUUCUCGGGCCUAUUUAGCACCAACACAAUAUCUCAAAAGCAGGCGUGAAAAAAAGUUGCUGCUGCAAUGCAGGAAAGAGGAUACUCCUGUUCACACGAGGAGUGCGACAGGAAAUUCAGGGGAAUGCGAAUGAGAUACAAGAUAAUCAAGCAAAGACACACUAGCACGGGCAACAACAGGAUUUCCUGGAACUAUUUCCAGGUAAUGGAUGAUAUGUUCCGUGGAGAUCCUGCUGUAACUCCUGUUACAUCCGUGUCAUCUCUUCAGCCGGAAAGGAGAGAAUCUGCGAGCACACAGCCUACUUCGUCUGCUUCUGCUUCGGCUACAGAACCUGUGAGGGAGGAUGAUGGUUGUGAUGAUGGUCUACCAACUAUCAACAUCCCAACUCGGCCCAAGGCGAAGAAGAGGCCGACAAAGGAUCUUGAGCCAGCAUGGCUAUCGGAUUAUCAGAAGAAUCUGAAGGAAAUGCACAACGAGAGAAUGGUGAUUGACAAACAGCGUUUGGAACUUGAGGAAAGGCGGGUAACAGCAUUAGAACAGCUUGUUAAAGUUCUGGGGAAAAAUGAAAAUGAUGAUAACUGAUAAGUUUCUCGUUCCAAACGCUGUUUGUCAAUCGUACAUCCCACCAUUACUCAAAUAAAAUAAAAAUGGUAUCUUGUCUCAGAUGUUGUUUAAUUUAUUGUAGACUGUGCAUGACCUGAAGCCUCUUUUCAUGUCCAGAUUUAUCCACGGCGCCAGUAUCACGUGCUACACUGCAGGUUCCAGGGGGACCAUCACCAUCAGCAGCAUCCAUGUCUAUGUCUUCAUCUGUGUAUCUUUCCCUCUGAAUAAUAAAAUUG